AUGGCGUCAUCGUCGUCAAGCAGACCACCAUGGCAGGAGCGAGGCGGAGGAAGCAGCGGUGACAGAGGAGCGAGCGGACGGGCUACGCCUGCGGGCGACCUGACGGUGGCGACGGCGUUCGCAGGGAAGCACAGUGCGAGCCUCCGUGAGCUCCACAGCACAAGUCAUACACUGCAUGUGCUUUCAGGUACAUGGAAUGUCAACGGGAAAGCACUGCACGAAUCGUUGGAUGUGUGGCUGAACGAAGUAGUGCCUGCUCCGGAUCUGGUCGUCGUUGGCUUUCAAGAGCUCGACCUCUCGGCAGAGACCUUUCUCCUCAACAACUCGUCAAAGGCAUCGCCUUGGGAAGCUGCUAUUCUAGCUGCCUUGGAUAAGAGGGCAGUGCCUGGAGGAUACACCCAUGUAGUCUCCAAACAGCUAGUCGGCAUUCUCAUCGUCGUCUGUGCAAAGUCCCGCAUCGUUCCUCACCUCAAGGUCCUCGCUGUAGACUCGGCCGGCGUCGGUAUUCUCGGCGUCAUGGGCAACAAAGGUGGCGCAGGCGUGCUCCUUCGCGUCUUUGAUGAGGAGUGGCUCUUCAUCAACUCGCAUUUGGCCGCUGGCCAGUCCAAGGAGGCCCGGCGCAACCAGGACUUUGCCGAGCUCUCGCGGCGCCUGUCGUUCCUCGAUCGGACCCCGGCGUCCGGCGCCUUUGACGCUAUUGUCUGGCUUGGCGACCUCAACUACCGCAUCGAUCUGCCAAAUGAGACUGUUCGCGCUGCUGUAGCCGUUGGCGACUAUGCUGUUUUGCGCAAGUCUGACCAGCUGCUCAAAGCCCGCGCCGCAGGCAAGGCUUUCGCCGGCUACUCGGAGGGAAAGCUCCAGUUCAUCCCAACGUACAAGUACGACAACGGAACGAACAUUUUUGACUCAUCGUCCAAGAACCGCGUUCCUGCCUGGACCGAUCGGGUCCUUUACCGCUUUGCUCAUCCGGGCGCCUGGUCGCUUGUCUCGUACACCACCACGACCGCGCUCCUCACUUCAGACCACAAGCCGGUCACCGCCCACUUUAUUGCCCGUGCUGCCUCUAUUGACUCGCACGCCGCCGCUGCCGCCGCCCAGGAUGCCCGCACUGUCGCGCUCAACCUGGUCUCUGCCCUCAAGACCUCGUCGACCCCGCCACAGCUGGCGGUCGAACCGUCGCUGGUCGACUUUGGCGAGCUCGCCUGGGGUCACCCACUCGAGCUGCAGCUCAUUCUCUCCAACCCUUCCGACACGCUGCCAGCCAUGUACUCGCUCCAUCGUGACCCAGCCACCGGCCUCCCACUCCCGUCGUGGGUCCAGCUCGCCGACGGACCCUCGGCGCUCGCCGGUGUCCUGGCGCCUGGCGCCUCGACCUCGCUCGCGCUCACGGUCCUCAUUGGGCCGGAUGCUGUGGCACGCCGCACUCUACGGCCAGACUCGUCGGGCGUCGCCCAUCUUGAGGCGCUGCUCCAGUUCUCGCUGCAGGGCAAUCCGACAAGUCCUGCCAUCGUCGUUCCACUCCGCGGCACCUACAAGCCAUGGCCGUUCGGGGCCUCGCUCAACGCGCUCACUCGGUCGUCGUCAUCCGACGUUCCGCUCCAUCUCUGGUAUCUGCUGGAGGCGCUGCGCUCGCCAAGCAUUCUUGCUACACCCGGCCUCUUCACCCGCGCCGCCGCCGACCUCGACCGCGAUGUGGCCUCUGUUCGCGGCCUCGCUGAGCUCCUUGCGCUGCUCUCGUCGUCGCCGGCGGCGAUUCCGCUGCGCGCCGCGAGAGGCGAGCUCGCGCCGCAUACGCUGGCCGCCGCCCUCCUCCAUCUGCUUGCCUCCUGGUCGGUGCCGGUCAUUCCACCGGACCGUGCGCCGGAGGUCUUUGGCGUCACCAUGUCGCCGUCGCCGCUCCUCGCUGCCCGGACCAUCAUCGACUCGCUCUCGCUCGCACACUACAACGUGUUCUGGUACCUGGUGGCGUUUAUGGGCGAGGUCCUCCGCUGUGCCGACGACAGCUCGGCCCCAGCAGUCGAGGAUCUGCUCUCGGUCUUUGCGCGGGUCAUGCUCCGCGAGCCAGACGCCAUCAAUGUGUGGCCAGAGCGGACUGCCGCCAAGGUCGCGUUCCUCGCACUCUUUGUCCGACGACCUUGUUGCGCGACCGCUGCCCGCCACGCCGGUCAGCCGUAG
Messenger RNA from Thecamonas trahens ATCC 50062, 2175 nucleotides. RefSeq names its product RhoGAP domain-containing protein. The coding region runs from base 1 to 2175 and encodes 724 amino acids. The record is from RefSeq and is a predicted model, not a curated record. Gene Ontology annotation, molecular function: phosphatase activity. NCBI's taxonomy places the organism in Eukaryota, Apusomonadida, Apusomonadidae. The transcript has 2 exons. Gene Ontology annotation, biological process: signal transduction; phosphatidylinositol dephosphorylation.